This is a messenger RNA of Fonsecaea monophora, 1509 nucleotides long. RefSeq lists its product as hypothetical. Gene Ontology annotation, molecular function: alpha-L-arabinofuranosidase activity. NCBI's taxonomy places the organism in Eukaryota, Fungi, Ascomycota, Eurotiomycetes, Chaetothyriales, Herpotrichiellaceae. Gene Ontology annotation, biological process: L-arabinose metabolic process; polysaccharide catabolic process. The record is from RefSeq and is a predicted model, not a curated record. The transcript has a single exon. The coding region runs from base 1 to 1509 and encodes 502 amino acids.
AUGCCGUCUAUUACCGUCUUCCCUUCCCGCAAGGUCUCCAAGAUCAACCGGAACAUCUACUCUGGCUUCACGGAGCACAUGGGACGCUGCAUCUACGGGGGAAUCUAUGACCCGUCAAACCCCAACAAGGACCUGAUCGACCGCAACGGAUUUCGCAGAGACGUGAUCGACGCCCUGAAACCCCUCGAAGUCCCGGUAUUUCGGUACCCAGGAGGCAACUUCUGCGCCACGUACCACUGGCAGGACGGAAUCGGGCCGAGAGACCAGCGGCCCUCCAGACCGGAACUGGCGUGGGACAAUGUCGAGACGAACCAUUUCGGCACCGACGAGUUUAUGGCGUGGUGCAAGGCCGUCGACGCCGAGCCCUACCUCUGCCUGAACUUUGGCACGGGCACGCUCGACGAGGCCAUGGCGUGGGUCGAGUACUGCAACGGCACCAAGGACACGUACUACGCGAACCUGCGACGGAAGAACGGCCACGAGGACCCCUACCGGGUCAAGUACUGGGCGCUGGGCAACGAGAUGUGGGGACCCUGGCAGGUCUGCCAGAUGACGGCCGAGGCGUACGCGGAGCGAGCGCUGCAGUGGGCCAAGGCGCUGAAACUGCUCGAUCCGACCAUCCAGCUGGUCCUGUGCGGCAAAGAGGGCGCCACGAGCUGGGACCACCACGUGGUAAAACACUGUCUGCAGCCGGCCGGCCUGAGCGACCUGGGCGAGGAGCGCCUGCCGCUGAUCGACAUGCACAGCAUCCACCUGUACACGGCGAGCGAGGCGCACUACGAGAACGUGACGGCGCCGCUGGCCGCGGAGCGCAGCAUCGAGGUCGCCGCGGCGCUGAUCGACCUGGCCGUGGUCGAGAACCAGAUCCCGCCAACCCAGCAGCGGCCGACCGUCUGCUUCGAUGAGUGGAACGUGUGGCUGCCGACGCGGGCCGUGGGGAGUCGCGGCGCCGAGGAGUCGUACACGCUGUCGGACGCGCUGGCCGUGGCCGUGUGGCUGAACGUGCUGGUGCGCAAGUCGGCCGACGUGGGCAUGGCGUGCAUCGCCCAGAGCGUCAACGUCAUCAGUCCGCUGAUGACCACGCCGACGGGCCUCGUCCGGCAGACCACCUGGUGGGCCUACGAGCUGUUCUGCCGCUUCAUGAAGGGCCACCAGAUCGCCGUGCACCUCGACUGCGCCGCCUCCUACACGGGGCCCACGAAGCCCGCGUGGGUGAGGGCCCUCAAGCCGACGCCGUGGCUCGACGUCAGUGCCACCCUCGACGAGACAGGCUGGGUCAACCUCUGCGUGGUCAACAUCCACGCCGAGCAGGAUCUAGAGACGACGCUCGGAGGAGUCGACGCCUCCCACGGCGAGGUCUAUACCGUCACAGGCCCACAUCUCGAGGUCACAAACAUGGCUGGCAAGGAGGAGGUCGGGCUGCACAAGUCGGGAUGGGACCCGAACAAGUCCUCGACGUUUGUCUUCCCGAAGAGUUCCAUCACGAUGCUCAGAUGGCAGACCUCAUAG